Messenger RNA from Saccostrea echinata, 2363 nucleotides. Its product is annotated as chromatin assembly factor 1 subunit B-like. Gene Ontology annotation, cellular component: CAF-1 complex; nucleus. NCBI's taxonomy places the organism in Eukaryota, Metazoa, Mollusca, Bivalvia, Ostreida, Ostreidae. Gene Ontology annotation, biological process: nucleosome assembly; DNA replication-dependent chromatin assembly. The transcript has 13 exons. Bases 61 to 1695 code for a protein of 544 amino acids. Gene Ontology annotation, molecular function: protein binding. The record is from RefSeq and is a predicted model, not a curated record.
CCAAGAACAAGAGAAAAAAUUGCCGCCAAAUUUAUUGUUGUAAACACAGUAGUGCCAGAAAUGAAGGUAACAACUCCUGAGAUAUCCUGGCAUGAACGUGAUCCUGUAUACAGCGCUGAUUUCCAACCUGGAAAACACAACAUCCAGAGAAUUGUUACAGCUGGUGUUGACAAAUAUGCCAGGAUAUGGAAAGUAUCUGUUGAUACGGAGGGAAAGUGUAGUGUGGAAUUUCUCUCCAACUUGAAGAGACAUUCAAAAUCCGUAAAUGUCUGCCGAUUCUCUCCUGAUGGAGAAUAUUUGGCAACAGCUGGUGAUGAUGAAGUUGUUAUAUUAUGGAAGUUGAGUGAUUCUACAGCAAACCCAGGAAAUCUGUUCCAAGAGGAGGAUGAAGACAACAAAGAAACAUGGGUAACCUGUAAAGUUUUCAGGGGUCACUUAGCAGAGGUAUAUGACUUGAGUUGGUCUUCAGAUAGCAAGAGAAUAGUUUCAGGAUCUAUGGAUAACACAGCCAUUGUAUGGGAUGUUGUCAAAGAACAAAAAAUUGCCAUGUUUAAUGAGCACAGAAGUUUUGUACAAGGAGUAGCCAUGGAUCCACUAAAUGAAUAUAUUGCCACUAUGAGCACAGAUAGGUCAUGUCGGAUAUUUAAUCUAUCCAGCAAAUCCUGCAUCUACAAUGUAUCCAAAAUGUCUCUGCCUGCUCCGAAAAACUCGGAGGGUAACCCUGAUGUGAAGCCAAAGUCUUUCCGCAUGUUCCAUGAUGAUACGAUGAGGUCGUUUUUCCGACGGUUAAGUUUUUCUCCUGAUGGAGAGAUUCUUAUAGUUCCUGCUGGAUGUAUGGAAAUGGGGGAGAAUAAAAUCAUCAACUCCACGUACCUACUGCCCCGAUCCUGUCUAAACAAGCCCGCAGCUUACCUACCUAGUCCUCAGAAAAUCACAAUCUGUGUGAGAUGUUGUCCUUGUUAUUUCAAACUUCAGAAAAACAAUGAAAACUCACCAGAUCAUUCAAAUAAUAACAAGAAAGAAUGGGAAAAGUGCUCAUCAUUAUUUGCAUUACCGUACAGGAUGGUAUUUGCAGUAGGCACAGAGGACUCUGUUUUGUUGUAUGACACACAGCAACAGUCUCCAUUCGCAUACAUUAGUAAUAUACACUAUCAUCAACUUAGUGAUUUAGCAUGGAGUCCGGAUGGACGAACUCUCCUGGUUAGCUCCACUGAUGGAUACUGUACGUUUAUCCAAUUUGGCAAAGAUGAACUUGGAGAGCUAUACACAGAAACAAAAGUUGAAAGUUCAGAGGUCAAAGAGGAGAAAGAGAAGACACCAUCAGAAAAGUCCAGUCCAACUGCUUCCUCAGUCAGUUCAAAGUCGGAAGAACCAGUAAUUAUGGACACAGACAGCGGGGAUCUUAAUCUGGUGUUGGAGACCACGAAUGAUGCUACCUCACCAAUAGUAACUACACAAAACCAGAAAGACUUGUCUGAAAAUAGUGCCAAGAAAGACACUAAUGAUUCAAUCAAAGCUAGCACACCCUCAGGUUUCCAGACCACUCCCUCAGGACCAGGCAAAGAGGGGACCAGACAACAAAAUUCUAGCACACCCUCAGCAAGGAGUAAAACUGAGGAGGGUUCCAAAGGGACCCCCACAGGCCAGCCAAGGAGGAUUCAGUUUAUAACUCUGUCCAGUGGGAAAACAUCUUGAAUAGAUUUUUUUUACAUGAAUAUAGAGGAAAAACUUUUGGUUGUCAGAGGUUUGAAAGCUAUCAAUCUAACUUACUUGCAGUGAGGUGUAAUUGAAGAGAGAAGAACAUGGGUGGAAUUUGAACAGUGUAUGGUGUAUUCUGAACUGUAGAUGGCUGUGCUAUUUUUAGGUGAAAUUGUGGUCAUUUUUGUGGAGGAUGCACUAGUCUGUACACAUCAGCAGGAAUACAAUAGGAAUUUUACGCAAUUGGGGAACUCUGCUGUUUCUUCUGUUGGCUUGAAGAGACUUGAUUGUAUUCACAUGUUAAUGAUAUUCUAUUUUCUCAGUAGGAAUGGACUUGAGUGUAUUCACAUGUAGCUGCUAUUCUGCUAGCUUAAUAGGAUGAGCUUGUAUUCCUCUGUUACUGUAAAUCAAAUGAAACAACUCAUGAUUUUUACUUUUUGUUAACAGAAGCAUAAAACUGUGUCAACAUUUGUCCUAUGAUUACACUUACUAGAAAAAUUCUGGGCUUGAUUGAUAAGGAAGUUACAAGUGGUAGCAUAUACAUGCCAUAUGUUUAUUUCUAUUUAUUAUUUUUGUAAGCAAAUUUACUAGUUAGAUUUUUAAUACUAUGAAUACAAUACAUGUGCAUAUGUAACCAACUUUUAAAGAUGAGGCAGUAAAUAAAA